AUGGUCAUUGUAACCACAUCUAGCAAGAAGCGGAAAAGCACGAAGAAGGAGCGUGGCAACUUGCGGCUCUGGGCUGAGGGUGUACGAGAAGAAAUCCUCCAAAAGCAUCUCAAUCGUGUUUCGGAGGCGAGGCUUGGAGGAACAUGGGCGCAAGAAAGGGCUGCUAUCCAGGCGGCGUGCAAUGAGUAUCAUGCACGUAUCCCUUGGAGCACCCCAGACCACGUGGAGCCCGACGUUGUGCAUGACUAUGACCCAAAGGCUCCAGCUCCGUUUGAAAACCUGACGGAGGAGGAGGAGAAGGAAAAGCGUCGUUUCAUUGCCGUGUCCAAUGCUCGUAUAACCCGAUGGUAUGCGUACCGUAUCAGAUGUACGCUCAAGAAGAAUCGGGAGAACAUCCUCGAUCCCCGCAAGAAUCCUUUUGCCAUCCUGCUUGGCAAGCUCUCUGGGCUGACCCGCGCGCCCAGAGCACGGCAGCCUUUUCAGCAAUUCCAACGGGAAUCGUGGGCAGAUAAGAUUGCGCCAGUGGUUGCUGUCCGUCGUGCAGAGCUGCCCUCGGGUGCCCCCUACCGAGCUGGCUUUCGUGCAGGCGUUGCACGAGAGCUUUUUGCGGGAUUGACAGAGGAAGAACGGGAGGGUCUAAAGCAACGGGCGACGGCGGAGGCAGAGAUGAAGAAGCAGGAGUAUCUGGAUGGGCUGAAGGCCGAGCCAUCUCGAGAGCCAUUGGACGUUCACAACGCCAUCCGGGCCAUUCGCAGCGUCAUGAAUCCUAUCUUGGAGGGUAUCCACAAACGAACUGGGCUUCAAGCGCAUCUCAUUUGCGGGGGACCCACACCUGAGUUUGGCGGCGAGAUCCGCACACACAUUAUCUCAUACGGCGAAAACAAUGACGCUGUCCCAGUGUCAUGGGCUGAGUGGGAUGAGGAGCGAUUCACGCAGAACGUGCGCAAAUUCUUCAUUGAGUAUCUCCACACGGUGUACACGGCAGAGGACACCGCAGCUGCAGCACUUCCGCAACACGUUCUGGACACCCUGAUCCACCAGGGUGACCUGUAUACAAUGCCCAAAGAAAAACCUCGUGGCGAUGAUGGUCCCUCUUCCGACAACGACGACGACGACGAGGAUGUCAAUUCGACGGAUUCAGAUUCGGAUAUGGACGCGGUGGCCCUCGCAAACGCGGUGAAGAAGAAGAAAGCACGUUAUGCGAAGGAGAAGAGUGGCAAGGGAUCGAGCACAACAAAGCAGAAGGCGGGGAAGUCGGUUAAGAAGCAUAUGCUCCAACCCAAGCCGAAGACAAUGACGAACGCUGCGAGCAGCUCUGCCAGUACCCAAACCGAGCUCACACUGCCCACAUCCUCCCCCACUCUCCCCGCCCCAUCCUCCAGCCCUGCUACGCCUUCGACCGCUCCAGCACCUCCACCGUCUCCGGGUGCUGGGUCCCAUGCAACAUCCCCCUCAUCGUUGUCCGCGCCAUCUCCGGCCAACUCUCGCUCGCCGUCGCCAGUAUCAUCACGUGCGCCCAGCCCGACGACCAUCACAUAUGACAGCCCGAUGGGCCCAAUCACGUAUGCGGAUCCGUGGGCGCACCUUCCCUACGAAAAGUUGACAUACAAUCAACAACGACAACGACUGGCGGCUCGCAACGCAGCCUUGAGAGAUGCAUUAGAUCUCAAUCAAGCAACGGCGAGGGCAAUGGCGGGGGACGUCAACAAGGCCAAGGUUGUGAAGAGGAAGGCAUCGGAGAAGCAGACUCCGCUUCCACCAGAGAAACGCAGACGCUCGUCGCGAUUCCAGACUGGAGGUGUCGAAGUGCCUGCUGGAGGUGCCGGACGUUCUGGGUCGCAGUGUGGAGAGGGUGACGUCAUGGAAAUUGAUAUCUCUGAUGCGGACGAUGUACCUGCUCAUGAACCCGAUACAGACGAUGUGCCCACUCCCGAACCUGAUACGGACGAUGUACCCGCUCCCGCCCUUCCCGACGCAGACAAUGUGCCCACUCCCGAACCCGAUACGGACGAUGUACCCGCUCCCGCCCUUCCCGACGUUUCGGAGAACGCCAGUCCUGGUGCGGGGGUCCCUGUCGCUGCCGAGACCACGGGCGACGACGACCCCGAUCCCAAUGCCGACACCAACGUUGACAAGGCUACAGCCAUUGCUGGCGCUAAUGACGCUGUUGUUACACGUCCACGUCCUCGUUGUCCCGUGAAAGCUGCCGUGUGGUUCCAGGAUGCUCACAAGCGUUUCAUAACCGUAGACCUCGGCGUCAAUUUUGACAGUGUGAUAGCAGCGUGGACGCGGGUCGAGGAAGCAUCGCGAUACGCCGCUAGUGAUGCUGGUCUUGCCACCGAGCACCGUCCCGCCGCUGUUACCACCUGGAUUCGGGGGAAGCGGAACAAGAUCCCACGGCUGCCGAAUAUCGACGCGUAUGCGAUGCAGUGGGACAGGUGGUGGUCGUCGUUACAGCCAGAAUGGCGUGUCAAGGACACGGUGGCUGGUGCGGGGUGGUCCCGCGUGACAUAUGGAGGAGACGGACGCGAGUGGGGCCCACUAUAUAUAUGGGGUCCCAACGGCACACAGAGCCUUCUGGGGGCGUUGUACAUGUGGGGUAUACAGUUGCGCGAGACUGGAACAGCAUCGCAGCGAGCCUCGUGGGAGGAGGCAGUGCAGGAUGUGGGGUGGAUGCUUGAGGGUCUGGCUACGUACUACGAGCUCUGGAAGAAAAAGGGUGCUUGGUAGGGACGCUAGAUAUGCACAGACAAUCAUUAGAUAUAAUCUGACAACAUUGUAUAUGCAGAAUGAUUCCUAUCUCGAGCCUGCGAGGAUCCCGAGCUGAUUCGGCGGUCCCAACGUCGCGCGGCGCAAUGCGGCGAUCCCGACGGCGCACGUGCAAAAGCGGAGUGAUGCGGAGCACGCGCGGCGCAAUGCGGCGAUCCCGACGGCGCACGUGCAGAAGUGGAGUGAUGCGGAGCACCCUCAUCUGAUGCGGCGAUCCCGACGGCGCACGUGCAGAAGCGGAGUGAUGCGGAGCACCCUCAUCUGAUGCGGCGAUCCCGAAGGUGCACGUGCAGAAGCGGCGAAGCGCGUGCUCGGCGGGAGGUGAUGCGGAGCGCCGAUGGGUAUCCCGACGCUACGGGCGAUUUGAUGGGCUGAUGGAAGGCGCCCUGAUGUCCCGGGGACUGCCGACAACAGGCCAGAUGAUGAUGCGCUAUAGAUAAGUACAUUGAUGACAGCUUGACGAUCCCGCCCCCUAGAUCCCACCGUCCAUCGCCUGCAAUCACUCAUCACUCAUCACUAUCAGUAUCAGCAACAGCGCCGAGCAUGCCGCCACGCUAUGGCUGUGGGAGGUAUGCAUAGCCACCGUGCAUGGCAACUACCAUACGUUAGGAUGGGAUUUCUAUGGUAAGAGCCAUGGCUCAUUUAACUAAAUCUUAGAGCUAUGGCUCCGACUUGACGUUGUUGCCGACGUAGUUGACCUUUUGGGCGUACUUGUCCUGCCGCGCUUUGAAUCCGCUGGUGUACUGGGGGGGAAAUCAGCCAAAGUGAAUUAUUUUCACAACGCGGUCUGGUAUGUGCACACCUUGGUCGCAAUGACCAGCUGGUCUCGGAUGUCGCGCUUCUCGGCCCAUUCGCCGAUGAACAUUUCCGAAGUCUCGUCCUGGCUGUGGGUCGCGUCAGACGUGGGGCAGAGACAGGCAGC
Mycena citricolor is the source of this 3691-nucleotide messenger RNA. The record is from the annotation of a GenBank genome assembly. NCBI's taxonomy places the organism in Eukaryota, Fungi, Basidiomycota, Agaricomycetes, Agaricales, Mycenaceae.